AUGAGAGCGGGAAAAAAAAUUGAAACAGUUACUGAAUAUGUAGAGAAUAGUGAAAAAAAUUCUGUGGAUCUGGACCAAGCGUUGAACAUUGCAGGUUUCGGCUGGUACAAUGCAAAAUACUGUCUAGUAUUAGCAUUAUUCCUAAUAGCAGCUAUAGUCGAACCAGUAGGGUACUCAUUCGUACUGCCGGCGGCGAAAUGCGAUCUCCAGCUGACUGAUGCUCAACGAGGUUUUAUCGCGUCAAUUCCUUAUAUAGGUAUUGUAAUAACCUCAUAUCCAUGGGGCUACAUUGUGGACACACAGGGACGCAAGCGCACGCUGAUCUAUAGCUCAAUGGCCGCCGGUUUCUUCGGUAUGCUGUCUGCGUUCAUGCCAGAACGUAUUAGCUUCAUUGUUUGCAAAUUUAUGAAUGCUCUGUGCAUAGCAAGCCCAGCAGCUGUGCCGUAUACGUUCAUAGGAGAAAUAGUUCCUCAAAGAAACAGAGACCUCACCAUGUCCGUGGUUAACGCUAUGCAGAUCCUGGGCUCUGCAUUAGUUCCUUUAUUAGCCUGGGCCAUUCUUCCAACAAAUUUCAGAGCAAACUUUGGACUUUAUGACUUCAGCCCCUGGAGACUACUAGUCAUAUUAAAUUCAGCUUUAUUCGUCAUAGCAGCUACACUUAUGGCUUUUGGUUCGGAGAGUCCUAAAUACCUCGUCGCCCAGGGUAAACACGAUGAGGCUAUCAAAGUAUUGCAGACAAUUUACUCGGGAAACAAAGGAAUAUCACCUGAAGAUUACCCUGUUAAAAGUUUGAAAAUGCCUAACUCAAAUGAGCUGGAGAAACGCGGCAUAAUGACUUCUCUCAAAGAUCAAACAGUUCCUCUGAUGAAGCCUAGGCUCUUAAAAUGGCUGGCUCUCAACGGGUUCUUGUUUUUCGGAGCUUUUGCUACAUUGAACGGACUGUACGUAUGGGUUCCAGAUAUCCUUAAUCGUGUGAUCAGUGGCAACGGGGAGGAUAUGACUGCUUGCCAGGUUAUAGCGCAAAGAUUUAAUCAGGAUCGCAAAAAGACCUUACUAGUGAUCGUAUUUUGUUUGAUUGGAGUCUUCUGUAUUCUCAUAAAUUUCAUAACGGAUCCUAUGGGUUUCGCUGUGCUCUUGUCCUCAUUGCCUAUAAUGGGUUUGACCAUAGGACCUAUUAAUUCUUUCGCUGUAGAAAUCUUCCCUACACAAUUGAGAGGCAUGGCGAUCAGUCUUAGUAUGAUGAUGGGUCGUAUAGGCUCCAUAGUAGGAACAAACGUGGCCGGAGUGCUUAUCAACGUCGUUUGUGAAGCUACCUUUUACUUGUUCGGUGGUUUGCUUUUAUUGUGCGGUCUUCUAACAUUUCUAUUGCCAAGAUCUCAGCCACCUCUGGAACAAUUUAAGCUAUCUACACACCUUUAAUAACUCGUUGUUAUUCUUUUAAAGUAUAGCUUAUUAUGUGGAACUAUUUAUUCCUGUAGACAUUAUAUAACGAUGCCUACAGUCGAUGCGCCUAGAACGAGCGUUGUAACAUACAAC
This is a messenger RNA of Hyposmocoma kahamanoa, 1536 nucleotides long. Its product is annotated as synaptic vesicle glycoprotein 2C-like. Gene Ontology annotation, biological process: transmembrane transport. The record is from RefSeq and is a predicted model, not a curated record. The coding region runs from base 1 to 1419 and encodes 472 amino acids. Gene Ontology annotation, molecular function: transmembrane transporter activity. NCBI's taxonomy places the organism in Eukaryota, Metazoa, Arthropoda, Insecta, Lepidoptera, Cosmopterigidae. The transcript is spliced from 11 exons.